This is a messenger RNA of Grosmannia clavigera kw1407, 1668 nucleotides long. RefSeq lists its product as uncharacterized. The record is from RefSeq and is a predicted model, not a curated record. The transcript is spliced from 3 exons. NCBI's taxonomy places the organism in Eukaryota, Fungi, Ascomycota, Sordariomycetes, Ophiostomatales, Ophiostomataceae. Bases 1 to 1668 code for a protein of 555 amino acids.
AUGUCGAGCCGUGUCAGCCGGAACACGUUUGAGGACCGCGAGUAUCUCGCGCCCGGUGCCCGUCCACGGCCGCGUUCCGAGGCGGGCUACUAUGAUCGGCGUGAAGAACGUCAACCGGAGUUCCGAAGCCCAUCUCGUGGCGGACGGAUGCGCGAGGUCGACCAGGUCGAUGUGCGUGUCCGCGAGCGCUCACGCGAGCGGGAGCGGGACCGAGACCCGUUUGCUCGAUACCAUGAAGAUCGUCGUGCCGAGAACGGCGCCAUGGUGCUUCGCCAGCGGGAAAUCGAGACGGUUGAGCGCGAGCGGCCUCGAGCACGAGCAGCUUCGCCGGCUUCUGUGCGCAUCAUCCGCCGGCGCUCAAUGUCUCGCUCGCCGUCACCUCCGGAGCGAGAAAUGAACCGGGUCGAGAUUCGCGACCGUGUCAAUGACCGUGAGCGAGACCGGUAUCGCGCUCCGGAAGAGGAGCGAGUCGUCACCCGCAUUGUGCAGAGGGAGCGUGAGCGCACGCCCUCGUCGUCGCCCGAGCCGCGAGAGCGCAUCCGCAUCUUCGAGCAGACCCGGUCUCGCGCUCCUUCGCCCAGCCCAUCGCCGCCUCCUGCUCCAGUAGCAGCUCCUCCGGUCAUCCGGGGUCCCGUGGUCGAGCGCGAGGUCAUCACCCACUACACGGACGUCGAUCACGGUGUCGUCUAUGCGCCGCUUGUUCCACCGCCUCCGGCGGCUGAGCCGGCACGCCGGCGUGACGUGGACAUUGACGUCUUCACGUCGCACAAUGAAACCCGCGUGGACAUUUCCGAGAAGAAGCCGCGUGAGCGUCGCUCGUCGCGGCCGCCCCCGCCUUCGAGCCAGAGAGGCUCCCGAGGCGAGCUCGUCGUGCAGUCCGAACGCAACCGGCUGGAGAUUGACUAUGACGAUCGCCGGCCCAACCGUUCUCACUCGGCCGCGCCGCCACGCCCAUCACGCUACUCUGACGAGGUCGAUGACGAGGCUGACUACGUCGAGUCGCGCAUCGACGAGCGUGGCCGCAUGGGCGAGGCUCGCAACGGUGCCACCCAGGAGUGGUCCAUCAUCGACGUGCCGCCCGGAACGGAGCGUGUCCGCUUGGACGGCGCUGGUGGUGGCGCUGCUGAAGUUACUUGGCAGCGCUAUAACGGCGUGAGACGCACGCGCUUCAUCCCGGACCGCCAGGAUGACGCAACGCCCGGACGGCGUGACCGUGAUCGUGACCGUGACCGCGAACGCGACCGCAGCAACAUCAACGUGCAGAUCCUAGACAACGGCCGCCAUCGCGACCGCGAAAUUGACAUCCAGCAGGUCAACGACGAUCGCGUCAUGGUGCGUGCACCUCAGCGCGACGAUAUGUGGACCGAGAUCACCAAGGAUCUCGUCAACAGAGAGGCCAUUGAGCGCCUCAACUACAAGUACACCGAGACGGACUACUUUUUCUACAUUCUCGAGUACCUACACCAUGACGACGUCCAGAAGCUCGUGAAGCUGACUGAGCGCAUCCGGCGCAACCGGCGGCACACUCGGCCGUACUCUCGUGACGAGAUCGACAUUGAUGUGCGCCAACGGAAACGCAGCCGCAGCCGUCCGCGACGCCGCCACGACGACGUGCGUGAGCAGGAGAUCAUUGUAGACCACCAGCCUGCGCGCACCUAUUACCGCUAA